CGUUUUUUAAGUUUUAUUGAUAUUCAAAAUUUUGACUCUUUUGUGAGGGAGGUACCAGAAGAAGUGGACCGAUCUCUACCAUCUUCACAACGGACCUUGGAUGUGUAUAAUUUGCGAUGUGUAUAAUUUGAAGACAAUCGCGCUGAUGAUAAAGUCCCUCACAUGCGUAAUAUGCACUCUACAACAAUGAUAUUUGACACAGGACGUCAGAUACUGCGCAUACGCACGGUGGUGUAGGACAUCAUGCACCCGCCCGACUUUUGAACUUUCCUAACUGUUUCUUUUUUAUUCUUUUCUGGCAUGAAGCCAUUCCGAAUUUGUAAGAAUUGUCAAAAUCAGUCAGUAUGUUUUACCCGCUAAAUAUUGUUCAAUUACCAAUCUAAGUGGUAGGAUUCUGCCCAACCCUAAAUUCUAGCCAUAAGCUGUUAGAUCUGGAAAAUUGUCUGUUUUUGGUUCAGAUCUUUUGGUUUGGAUCUUGAAAAACAGUAGGCAUAUAUUUUAACCAUCACCCCACCACCGUGCUAGAUUUUGGACCACAAUUGCGACCUGUAAAGUGAUUUACAUAGCUAGAUAUACUCAGCUCGGUGAGAUAGGAAGAUCCAUAAAUAGUUUCCUAUUUCUUGGACCAAUAUUUUGGGUUGUUAAAUUAUUUUUGUUGUAGGGUAUAAAGACAUAAUUCCUACAGUGUCGUGGUCGAUAUAUUUGCAGCAUAACUAAAUGGGCUUUUGCGGUUUGGUAUAAAACAUAAAUACUUUUUGAAAUCGUUUUGCGGUUCUCUGAGGUUUGAAUUUAAAUACAAACAGUCACAGUUGUUGCGUUCUCUUCAAACGGACAGCUAGAAUCGCAUUUAACGGAAAGUUUUAACGAAGCAAAAAAGCAAGAAAAAACUGGCAGCAGCUUUUAGAAUGGAUAGCAGAAAGAAACUGUUGCAGAACUCUGUCAUUGUGGAGCGUAUACUCCAAUACCUCACUUUGGGGGAACAAAUCCAAUGUUCCGCGUUGUGCAAAAAUUUUCAUGAGAUUAUUACGAAACGGUUGUGGGUAAAACAAUAUCGACAUUUAUCAAUCCACAAAUCACCGAACAUUGCCAUUAUCUGCAAUUCUCCAAAACCCGAUGAAGUUUCAGACAAGAUGGUGGAAGCCAAGGAGGAAGAGUUGCAGAAUCUGUUGGAAUUUAAAAUACCAUUGUCGUACGAUAAGUUGAAGGACUUUCUCAAAAAAAUCGCAACCUACGUUGAACACCUGAAUCUCUGUUCGGAGUACUUUACAUUUCAGAAGAACUUGGGUGUGGCAUUUUGUAAUGUUCACAUGUUCACCAAUCUCUGCUCGCUGACCUUCAAUAAUAUUGUGGUGACCAAUGACCAGUUGGCUCUGCUGGCCACGAAUUGUCGGAAUUUACGCAAACUGAAGUUCAUUGAAUGCCAGUGCGAUGAAUUGGAGUCGCUGGUGCCUGGCUAUAAUUUGGACAUUAGACAAUUGUCUCAAAUGGUCCAACUUCGAGAGCUGGUGGUACAAAGUGAUACACCACCAUCGGGACGGCCAGAAUUGGAGGAGGAUGUUCUACAUGAGAUGAUCAAUAAACUAAAUCUAAGUGCUUUAAUUUUGAGAAACAUUCGAAUUGUGAGCAAAUGCAGUGGCUUGGUGCCGCUGAACAAUGGCUGCUGCAUGGCGCAUCUCAAUGUUGGAAACAUUUCGCAUGAGUAUUGGCCAAACUUCAAACAUCAACUGGGAGGUUAUGGCAACCUAGUCUCUCUCACCAUCAACACUGUGGACACAAAUAUUCGAUUGAAUUCGGUAGUGUUCCAAGUCUUGUCCUUCAACUGUUACAAAUUACAAACACUGGUCCUGGAGCACUGCCACUUGCAUGUGGACGAUUGUAGUGUCAUUAAAACAUUGGAACAUUUAUCUCUGUUUUCAUGCAAUGGCUUCAAUGCCACCAAUCUUCAGCAGAUUCUAGGUCACAGACCUUUGAAGUCACUGCAUUUGAUCCAAACUCCAAUUGUGGGAGUAAUUGAAGAUUUGAACAUCGCUUCAUCGUCGUUGGAAGACAUAACCAUCGAUGCAGCCUACAUUGGUAAUAUCGAGAAAGUGUUUUGUGACUCCAUUCAGUGCAUGAACAAAGUGCACACUAUAAAGUGGCUGAACAAGGACCUCGAGAAUGAUUGGAUUUUAAGUAAAUGUCCGAGUCUACGCAGACUUCAUAUUUGUAAUCCCUUUACCAUCCGCCGUUUUAUUUUGAAAAUGGAUGCACUGCAACAUUUGACAUUCACCCGCUGGCAUGGCUUGACAUGGCCAUUCUUUUUGAUUCUCCUGAAGAAUUUGCCGUUGCAAUCGCUGAAUAUAUUCACAGAGGAGGAGAUUGAACUCGAUAACGAGGAAAUGACAUGUGCCUCAACGACACUCCGAAGGAUUCUCAUACCGUAUAGAAUAUUUAGAGCGAAACAACACUUUUGGUUGGAUUUGGUCACCUACAAUCCGCAGUUAAGGCUUGCCGUCUACGGCGAAGAGAGCGAAAUAAUGCACGUUUCAUUUUUGAAAAAUUUACUAAAGUGGCCGCAUAUCACGGAUAAUAUAAAUCACAUGAAAAUAUGCGGAAUGCGAAUGGAUAUCAACAGCUUGCUUACAAAGUUCACAGACACAUUUCAAUUUCUCCAACACAUAACAAGUCAUUACAGGGCAAGGCAUUCAUUAUUCACUUUCGAAAUAUAGAAAUACACAUAUUAAAA
Messenger RNA from Musca domestica (house fly), 2725 nucleotides. RefSeq lists its product as uncharacterized. Bases 906 to 2708 code for a protein of 600 amino acids. The record is from RefSeq and is a predicted model, not a curated record. The transcript is spliced from 2 exons. NCBI's taxonomy places the organism in Eukaryota, Metazoa, Arthropoda, Insecta, Diptera, Muscidae. Gene Ontology annotation, molecular function: protein binding.